AACUCUAAAAAUGAGCGACACCACGGCGGCCACAUUGGUUCCCCCGACAUGGCCUAUGAUGAUGUUUUAUGGAAUGUCCAUUGUAUCACUUCCUCUUUAUUUGGUAGUAUUUGUGUGUCUUCUACGUCUUCGAUAUGUUUCAAAAACUUACAAUUCCACGUUUUAUUCAAUUUUAUUGCAACAUUGUAUAGCUGAUCUUCUAGCAAUGCUUAUAUUUUUUGUCACGAAUCCAAUGCGAACUAUUCCCUUAAUUCGAGAAUUUUUCUUUAAUUACCAAAGUUUUUAUAUAGCAGCUGCCAGCUACAACUCCAUAUAUUAUUUUUUAUACAUUAGAUGUACUGGAAUCAUUUUUCUCUCUUUACAAAGAUAUUUUGUUAUCUGCUGUCCAAUGCUUCAAUUUACCUAUAAAAUUCAAAAUGCUUCGAAACUGACAAUUGUUGUUAUAUAUUGGAUUGUACCUACAGUAAUCAGUGCUGUGGUUUUGAAAGACACAGAUUUUUCAUAUGAUAGUUUUGAAAGAAUGGCUAUUAUUGCUGAUCAAGAUGUUAUUCAGAGGAACACUCUGAUGGCACUCGUUGUAGUUGGUCUAACCUGUAUUUUGUGCUCAUUGGCAUAUGGAGCACUUUUCUAUUAUAUUCGAAAACAUACUGCAGGACUAUCAAGAUCUCUCCGACGAGAGCUACACUUGGCAUUUCAAGUCUUCGUGUUACUUCUUGCAUUCUUUGCAAUUCUGGUCUAUUAUGCAUUUCAAAAUUAUUUUUCUCAAACUCACAAUACUGGACCAAUAUUCUACAUGCGUGCUCUGUAUCCUGUUGCAAAUGGGCUUCUAUCGUACAUCAACCCAUUUUGCAUACUAUUUUUAAACCGGGAUCUAGCACGUCAAGUCAUUAAAACAAUUAAAUGCUCAAAGUAUCAAGUGAGCGAUGCUCAAGUAUCUGGAAAUGUGACAACGUCGACAAAACGUGCAAGUAAGAAAGGAAUUGAUCUAUUGAGAAGAUCUUCGGAAGAACCAACUCCACAAGUUCUAAUUCUAUAAAAAUAAAUUUUUUUAAAA
This is a messenger RNA of Caenorhabditis elegans, 1054 nucleotides long. It is a transcript of the gene ops-1, whose product is annotated as G-protein coupled receptors family 1 profile domain-containing protein. Gene Ontology annotation, biological process: G protein-coupled receptor signaling pathway; signal transduction. Gene Ontology annotation, molecular function: G protein-coupled receptor activity. Bases 11 to 1036 code for a protein of 341 amino acids. The transcript is spliced from 7 exons. Gene Ontology annotation, cellular component: membrane. NCBI's taxonomy places the organism in Eukaryota, Metazoa, Nematoda, Chromadorea, Rhabditida, Rhabditidae. The record is from RefSeq and is marked reviewed.